Cydia strobilella is the source of this 1982-nucleotide messenger RNA. RefSeq names its product DNA polymerase interacting tetratricopeptide repeat-containing, protein of 47 kDa (gene Dpit47). Gene Ontology annotation, biological process: protein folding. Gene Ontology annotation, molecular function: Hsp70 protein binding; Hsp90 protein binding. The coding region runs from base 191 to 1351 and encodes 386 amino acids. The record is from RefSeq and is a predicted model, not a curated record. The transcript is spliced from 4 exons. Lineage: Eukaryota; Metazoa; Arthropoda; Insecta; Lepidoptera; Tortricidae. Gene Ontology annotation, cellular component: cytosol; nucleus.
GAUUUUCAUUCCAUUUUACUGUGCCGUGUACAUUUUCGCGUGACUUUAUCAAGGAUUUAUCAGUGCCAUACGCUACAGUGCAUUUUCAAUCAAUACAUCACAAAUUAAAACAGUAAAUAAAAAUAAGCUUCCCCGGAACUAAGGAGCUGCCCCCUUUUAACUGGUGAAAAGAGAGUCAUAGCUGUUAAAAAUGGCUGAAGGAAGUUCUCAAGAGCCGAAGGAGCCUAUGACGGACGAGGAGAGGCUGGCUUUGUGCCAGAAAAUGGACCAGGAGCUUGACGAUUUCAUCAACAGUCUGGAGCGAAAGAGAUACACCGAUGGAUGGUCCGAGGACACGUGGGAGGAAGAAAUGGACAAACAUCCAUUCUUCAUGAAGACCUUACCAGAGAACGGUGAGAUGUCUGCUCUGGCUGAGGGCCUAGCCAAACUGAAGUACGAUCCGCAGGAGAACACUGCGCUGGAACUGGCUGCUAACUAUAAGGAGGACGGGAACUUCAACUUCCGUCAUAAGAACUACCGCUUGGCUGUACUUGGGUACACGGAAGGCAUUAAAGUCAGAUGCGAUGACGCCGAAAUGAACGCAUUUUUAUACAACAACCGGGCGGCCGCGCAAUACUACCUCAAGAACUACCGUUCAGCCCUCGCCGACAGCGAACGAGCCCUAUCUUUCAAACUGGACCACGCUAAGGCCCGCCUCAGAGCCGCUAAAUGCGCCUUUGAGAUUGCUAACUACGAAAAAUGCCUUGAACAUUGCAAUGAACUCCUAAAAGACAACCCUAGCGACACAGACGCUACAGAACUCGUAGCUAAAACUAAAAAAAAAAUUGUUAUCCAAGCAAGAGAUAAACGAAAGCAAGAAAAGCUAGAACAGGUCAAGCGGCAACAAAAAGAUGAGGUUGUCAAAGCCAUUUUGAAGCGAGGCAUUCGCAUUGCCAACUGCGAUGCAGAAGAUGACCUAGAUUUGUCCAAGUUAGAGCCUAAUAUGCCUGGAGCUCAUGAUAAUAUGGUGCAUUUGGAGAAUGGGAAGCUACAGUGGCCGGUGCUGCUUUUUUACCUAGAGCAUCUCCUAACGGAUUUCAUUGUUGAUUGCCCGGAGGAUGUUCCUUUAGAAACUCAGUUGGCUAAAGUUUUUCCUGCUCCAUGGGACACUCAAAACAAAUAUGGCGUAGAUAAAGUAAAUGUGUACUCAGAAGGUUAUAAUAAGCUUCCACAUAUCAUAGAUAUUUCCAUGGAUUUAGGAGAUAUAUUGAAAAUGAAAUAUUUUGUGGUGAAAGGUGGGACUCCGGCCUUCAUAGUGGUGCCUCGAGGUAGCCAAGUUGAGAAAAAGUUCCUUUCGGGAUAUUUCCCUUAAUCACAGAGUUCGAAGACCAAUGUCUUUGAUUUGGGCAACUCUUGUUAAAAUGGGCCUAAAAGUCGACGUUUAUUGGCGUUUAGUGUAGACAUGCCUUAAGGCACGUAUUCAGUAAAAAAAUAUUUUUGUUUAUAAAUGUUUAUAAACUUCAAACUUCAACAUUUGUUCAGCAAAUAGACCACUUUUACACGUCAACAUUGUAUUUACCACAAAAAAAAUCAUACAUCAACAAUUAUAACAACUAACUGCAUUAUGAUUACUUUAGAGAUGUAUAAGGUUUCUUAAUGUCGAGUUACAUAAAAAAACUGUAAUAAUAAUGUUAUAAGAGAGAGUAGACACUAUAUUUCUAAGAUUUUAUUUAUAUAUUUACAGUCUAUUUGUAAUAUGUUUAUCCAUGGAUGCGCCAUUAUUUAUCUUGACAUAAAUAUGUUUUUCAAUGUGUUUUGACAGCAUUCCAAAUAUAUUUAGUAGACCCUGAAUCAUCAAUAAGUAGCUGAAUAUUUACCUGUUGGUAAUAAAUAAAACGUUUAUUCAUAUCAAAUAAUGUUUUGUUAUAUAAUAUUGAUUUUCAUGUUAUUAGUAAACAUAAAAAUGUAUAGGUUAAGACGCUCUUACGCACUUGGCAAUAAAG